GCCCGGUACCUGCUCCUCCAACAGCAGCUUCCAGUCCUCUUUGUAUGCGGCAGACAUGGCCAGCCAGCAGGAUUCCGGCUUCUUUGAAAUCAGUAUCAAAUAUUUACUGAAAUCCUGGAGUAACGCUUCACCCGUCGGCAACGGCUACAUCAAGCCUCCAGUUCCACCUGCUUCGGGUACACACAGGGAGAAAGGACCACCGACCAUGCUGCCCAUCAAUGUGGACCCAGACAGCAAACCAGGAGAGUACGUCCUCAAGAGUUUAUUUGUCAACUUCACCACUCAGGCAGAGCGGAAGAUUCGCAUCAUUAUGGCAGAGCCUCUGGAAAAGCCACUGACAAAAUCUCUGCAGCGUGGAGAAGACCCCCAGUUUGAUCAGGUCAUCAGCUCCAUGAGCUCCCUCUCUGAGUACUGCCUGCCUUCCAUCCUGCGGACGCUGUUUGAUUGGUACAAGAGGCAAAACGGCAUCGAGGACGAAUCACACGAAUACAGACCGAGAACGAGCAAUAAGUCCAAAAGUGAUGAACAGCAGCGAGACUAUUUAAUGGAAAGACGGGACCUCGCCAUUGACUUUAUUUUUUCAUUAGUGUUAAUAGAAGUUUUGAAACAGAUUCCCCUUCAUCCUGUAAUAGACAGCUUAAUACAUGAUAUUAUCAACCUGGCUUUCAAACACUUUAAAUACAAAGAAGGGUACCUGGGUCCCAAUACUGGCAAUAUGCACAUUGUGGCGGAUCUGUAUGCAGAGGUCAUUGGAGUACUGGCCCAAGCCAAGUUCCCGGCUGUCAAGAAGAAGUUCAUGGCAGAGUUGAAGGAGCUGCGGCACAAAGAGCAGAGCCCCUACGUGGUGCAGAGCAUCAUCAGCUUGAUCAUGGGGAUGAAAUUCUUCAGGAUUAAGAUGUACCCAGUGGAGGACUUCGAGGCGUCCCUCCAAUUUAUGCAGGAAUGUGCCCAUUAUUUUCUGGAGGUUAAAGACAAGGACGUCAAGCAUGCCUUGGCUGGGCUCUUUGUGGAAAUCCUCGUCCCCGUGGCUGCUGCUGUGAAAAAUGAAGUCAACGUCCCCUGCCUCAGGAACUUCGUGGAGAGCCUCUACGACACCACGUUGGAACUCUCCUCUCGGAAAAAGCAUUCCCUGGCCUUAUACCCCCUGGUGACCUGUCUUCUCUGUGUCAGUCAGAAGCAGCUGUUCCUGAACAGAUGGCACGUUUUCCUCAGCAACUGCUUGUCCAAUCUCAAGAACAAAGACCCCAAAAUGGCUCGAGUUGCCUUGGAAUCUCUCUACAGAUUACUCUGGGUUUACAUGAUUCGAAUCAAAUGUGAAAGCAACACCGCAACUCAGAGCCGACUCAUAACCAUCACCACCACGCUUUUCCCCAAAGGGUCCCGCGGCGUGGUGCCCAGGGAUAUGCCUCUGAAUAUCUUUGUGAAGAUUAUCCAGUUCAUUGCCCAGGAGCGUCUGGACUUUGCAAUGAAGGAAAUCAUUUUUGACUUUCUUUGCGUGGGAAAACCAGCCAAGGCUUUCAGCCUCAACCCAGAGAGAAUGAACAUCGGUUUGCGGGCGUUCUUGGUGAUUGCUGACAGCUUACAACAGAAGGAUGGUGAGCCGCCCAUGCCGGUCACAGGAGCUGUGCUCCCGUCCGGAAACACCCUGAGAGUAAAGAAAACGUAUUUGAGUAAGACGCUGACUGAGGAGGAAGCCAAAAUGAUAGGAAUGUCCUUGUAUUACUCCCAAGUCCGCAAGGCCGUAGGCAACAUCCUAAGGCACCUUGAUAAAGAAGUGGGACGAUGUAUGAUGCUCACCAAUGUCCAGAUGCUGAACAAAGAGCCGGAAGACAUGAUCACGGGUGAAAGAAAGCCAAAAAUCGAUCUCUUCAGGACCUGCGUCGCUGCGAUUCCUCGGCUGCUGCCCGAUGGGAUGUCCAAACUUGAACUUAUUGACUUGCUGGCCAGGCUCUUCGGUUUCACUAACUUCCUGCUCCGGGAAGUCAACGACAUGCAUCACACCCUCCUCGAUUCCUCCCUCAAGCUGCUCCUGCAGCUGCUCACCCAGUGGAAACUGGUUAUCCAAACGCAAGGAAGAGGCUACGAACAAGCCAACAAGAUCAGAAACUCAGAGCUCAUUCCCAACGGCUCCAGCCACAGGAUGCCGUCGGAGCGUGGUCCCCACUGCAGCGUCCUCCACGCUGUGGAAGGCUUUGCUCUUGUCCUGCUCUGCAGCUUCCAGGUGGCCACGCGCAAACUGUCCGUGCUGAUACUCAAGGAGAUCCGAGCUCUCUUCCAUGCCCUGGGUCAGCCUGAGGACGAUGACAGGCCGAUGAUUGAUGUCAUGGAUCAACUAAGUUCUUCCAUUCUUGAAAGUUUCAUUCAUGUGGCAGUUUCAGAUUCGGCAACACUACCACUUACCCACAACGUGGAUCUACAGUGGCUGGUGGAAUGGAAUGCCGUCCUGGUGAACAGCCACUACGACGUGAAGAGCCCUUCCCACGUCUGGAUCUUCGCACAGUCUGUCAAAGACCCCUGGGUCCUCUGCCUCUUCAGCUUCCUGCGCCAGGAGAACUUGCCCAAACACUGCCCCACGGCCCUCAGCUAUGCCUGGCCUUACGCCUUCACCCGGCUGCAGUCCGUGAUGCCGCUGGUGGACCCAAACAGCCCAAUCAAUGCCAAGAAAACCAGCACCGCGGGCAGCGGAGACAACUACGUUACCUUGUGGAGAAAUUACCUCAUUCUCUGUUUUGGAGUUGCCAAACCCAGUAUUAUGAGCCCAGGACACUUACGAGCGUCCACUCCAGAGAUCAUGGCCACGACCCCCGAUGGUACAGUGAGCUACGAUAACAAGGCCAUCGGCACACCGUCAGUGGGUGUCCUGCUGAAGCAAUUGGUGCCUUUGAUGAGGCUGGAGAGCAUCGAGAUCACAGAGUCGCUUGUUCUAGGAUUUGGAAGAACAAAUUCCCUUGUUUUCAGAGAACUGGUCGAAGAACUCCAUCCGUUAAUGAAGGAGGCUCUGGAGAGGAGGCCAGAGAACAAGAAACGCCGAGAACGGAGAGACCUGCUGAGGCUGCAGCUGCUGCGGAUAUUCGAACUUCUGGCAGACGCUGGGGUGAUAAGUGACAGCACCAACGGAGCCCUGGAGCGGGACACCUUGGCCCUCGGAGCGCUGUUCUUGGAGUACGUGGACUUGACCCGCAUGCUCUUAGAAGCUGAAAAUGACAAAGAAGUUGAAAUUCUUAAAGACAUCCGAGCGCAUUUUAGCGCCAUGGUUGCCAACUUGAUUCAAUGUGUCCCAGUUCACCACAGGAGAUUUCUCUUCCCCCAGCAAAGCCUGAGGCACCACCUCUUCAUCUUGUUCAGCCAGUGGGCGGGCCCCUUCAGCAUCAUGUUUACACCUCUGGAUCGGUACAGUGACAGAAACCACCAGAUCACGAGAUACCAGUACUGUGCCUUAAAGGCCAUGUCAGCAGUGCUAUGCUGUGGCCCUGUUUUUGACAAUGUCGGCCUCUCUCCGGAUGGCUAUCUGUAUAAGUGGCUCGACAAUAUUCUGGCCUGUCAGGAUUUACGAGUUCAUCAGCUUGGCUGUGAAGUUGUCAUCUUGCUACUGGAACUUAAUCCUGACCAAAUAAACCUUUUCAACUGGGCCAUCGACCGAUGCUACACAGGUUCCUACCAGCUUGCGUCCGGCUGCUUCAAAGCCAUAGCGACCGUGUGUGGAAACAGGAACUAUCCCUUUGACAUAGUGACCCUGCUGAACCUUGUUCUCUUCAAGGCCUCUGACACCAACAGAGAGAUUUACGAAGUCUCCAUGCAGCUCAUGCAGAUCCUUGAAGCAAAGCUGUUUGUGCACUCCAAGAAAGUGGCCGAGCAAAGACCUGGCAGCAUUCUGUACGGAACGCAUGGGCCACUGCCUCCUCUCUACAGCGUGUCUCUAGCCCUUCUGUCCCGUGAACUGGCCCGGAUGUACCCGGAGCUCACUCUUCCCCUCUUCUCAGAGGUGAGCCAGAGAUUCCCCACGACACACCCAAAUGGACGACAGAUCAUGCUCACCUACCUGCUGCCAUGGCUACACAACAUUGAACUGGUGGACAGCCGACUCCUACUCCCAGGGUCAAGUCCCAGCAGCCCUGAGGACGAGAUCAAGGACCGGGAAGGAGAAGUAACCACCUCUCAUGGGCUAAAAGGGAAUGGCUGGGGCUCUCCAGAGGCCACAUCACUGGUCCUGAAUAACCUCAUGUACAUGACAGCCAAGUAUGGCGAUGAAGUCCCAGGACCAGAAAUGGAAAAUGCUUGGAAUGCACUGGCCAACAAUGAGAAAUGGAGUAACAACCUGAGAAUCACGCUCCAGUUCCUCAUCAGUCUGUGCGGGGUCAGCAGCGACACCGUCCUCCUGCCCUAUAUCAAAAAGGUGGCAAUAUACUUGUGCCGGAACAACACCAUCCAGACAAUGGAAGAACUUCUCUUUGAGCUGCAGCAGACGGAGCCAGUGAACCCCAUCGUCCAGCACUGUGACAAUCCACCUUUCUAUCGAUUCACAGCCAGCAGCAAGGCCUCAGCCGCUGCUUCAGGAACCACCUCCAGCAGUAACACCGUAGUCGCGGGUCAAGACAGUUUCCCAGACCCCGAGGAGAGCAAGAUCCUGAAAGAGUCUGAUGACAGGUUUAGCAAUGUGAUCCGAGCCCACACUCGCCUGGAGUCAAGAUACAGCAACAGCUCUGGAGGGUCCUAUGAUGAAGAUAAAAAUGAUCCAAUCUCUCCCUACACGAGCUGGCUGUUAACUAUUACGGAGGCCAAGCAGCCACAGCCCUUACCCAUGCCAUGCACUGGAGGAUGCUGGGCCCCCUUGGUCGACUACCUCCCAGAGACCAUCACUCCACGCGGGCCACUGCACAGGUGCAAUAUUGCAGUGAUCUUUAUGACUGAGAUGGUGGUGGACCACAGUGUGAGAGAAGAUUGGGCUCUUCAUCUUCCACUGUUACUUCACGCCGUCUUCUUAGGUUUGGACCAUUAUCGGCCUGAAGUCUUCGAGCACAGCAAAAAGCUGCUCCUUCACCUCCUCAUCGCCCUCUCUUGUAACAGCAACUUUCACGCCGUUGCCUCUGUGCUCCUGCAGACCCGGGAGAUGGGGGAAGCCAAGACACUGACCAUGCAGCCAGCCUACCAGCCCGAAUAUCUCUACACAGGUGGCUUUGACUUCCUGAGAGAGGACCAGUCGUCCCCAGUGCCAGACUCCGGCCUGAGCUCCAGUUCCACGUCCUCCAGCAUCAGUCUAGGCGGUAGCAGCGGGAACCUCCCGCAGAUGACCCAGGAGGUAGAAGAUGUGGACACAGCCGCAGAAACAGACGAGAAGGCCAACAAGCUCAUUGAGUUUCUGACCACCAGGGCAUUCGGUCCACUUUGGUGCCACGAAGAUAUCACACCCAAAAACCAGAACUCGAAGAGCGCGGAGCAGCUUUCUAAUUUCCUACGUCAUGUUGUAUCCGUAUUUAAAGACUCCAAAUCAGGCUUCCAUCUGGAGCAGCAUCUGAGUGAGGUCGCCCUGCAGACAGCCCUCGCGAGCUCGUCCCGGCACUACGCAGGCCGAUCCUUCCAGAUCUUCCGGGCCCUCAAGCAACCCCUGUCAGCGCAUGCGUUGUCUGACCUCCUGUCGAGAUUGGUGGAGGUGAUCGGGGAGCACGGUGAUGAGAUCCAGGGUUAUGUGAUGGAAGCGCUCCUGACCUUGGAAGCCGCCGUAGACAACUUGUCCGACUGCCUGAAGAACAGUGACCUCUUCACAGUGUUAUCUCGUUCUUCGUCACCAGAUCUGAACUCCAGCAGCAAACUGACGGCGAGCAGGAAGAGCACUGGUCAGCUGAACGUCAACCCCGGGACUCCCAGUGGCAAUACCACAACUGCAGAGCGGAGCCGGCACCAAAGGAGCUUCUCGGUGCCCAAGAAGUUUGGUGUGGUUGACCGAUCCUCCGACCCGCCUCGAAGCGCCACGCUGGACAGAAUCCAAGCUUGUACCCAACAAGGUCUUUCCUCAAAAACCAGAAGCAAUUCCUCCCUGAAGGACAGUCUCACAGACCCGUCCCACGUGAACCAUCCCACCAACCUGCUGGCCACCAUCUUCUGGGUCACGGUGGCCCUGAUGGAGUCCGACUUUGAGUUUGAAUACCUCAUGGCCUUGAGGCUCUUGAGCCGACUGCUGGCCCAUAUGCCGCUGGAUAAAGCCGAGAACCGAGAAAAGCUGGAGAAACUCCAAGGGCAGCUCCAGUGGGCCGACUUCUCGGGCUUACAGCAGCUGCUCCUGAAGGGCUUCACCUCUCUCACCACCACAGACCUGACCCUGCAGCUUUUCAGCUUGCUGACGCCAGUGUCCAAAGUGCCCAUGGUGGACUCAUCCCAAGCCAUCGGAUUUCCGCUGAAUGUCUUGUGUCUCCUGCCCCAACUGAUCCAGCAUUUUGAAAAUCCCAAUCAGUUCUGUAAGGAUAUAGCUGAAAGGAUUGCUCAGGUUUGCUUGGAAGAAAAAAAUCCUAAGCUUUCGAAUCUGGCUCACGUUAUGACCCUUUAUAAAACGCACAGCUACACAAGAGACUGUGCCACAUGGGUCAAUGUGGUCUGUCGCUACCUUCAUGAGGCCUACGCUGACAUCACCUUGAACAUGGUCACCUACCUGGCAGAGUUGCUGGAGAAAGGGCUCCCCAGCAUGCAGCAGCCGCUCCUCCAGGUCAUCUACAGUCUGCUCAGUUACAUGGACCUUUCCGUUGUUCCUGUCAAGCAGUUCAACGUGGAAGUCCUGAAGACCAUUGAAAAAUAUGUGCAGAGCAUUCACUGGAGGGAAGCGCUGAAUAUCUUGAAGCUGGUCGUUUCUCGAUCGGCCAGCCUGGUGCUGCCUUCGUACCAACACAGUGACCUCUCCAAGAUAGAACUCCACCGGGUGUGGACCAGUGCCUCCAAGGAGCUGCCGGGCAAGACUCUGGACUUCCACUUCGACAUCUCAGAGACGCCGAUCAUCGGGAGACGAUAUGACGAACUACAGAACUCUUCUGGACGGGAUGGGAAGCCGAGGGCAAUGGCCGUCACCCGGAGUGCGUCGUCCACCUCCUCAGGCUCUAACUCCAAUGUCCUUGUUCCUGUGAGCUGGAAAAGGCCCCAGUAUUCUCAGAAAAGAACAAAAGAGAAAUUGGUUCAUGUCCUUUCUCUGUGUGGCCAAGAAGUUGGACUAAGCAAAAACCCAUCUGUGAUUUUUUCCUCGUGCGGGGACCUGGAUCUGCCAGAGCACCAGACGAGCCUGGUGUCCUCUGAGGACGGCGCCCGGGAGCAGGAGAACAUGGACGACACCAACAGUGAGCAGCAGUUCCGAGUCUUCAGGGACUUCGAUUUCCUGGACGUGGAACUGGAGGACGGGGAGGGGGAGAGCAUGGACAACUUCAACUGGGGGGUGCGCAGACGUUCCCUGGACAGCCUGGACAAGUGUGACAUGCAGAUCCUGGAGGAGCGCCAGCUCUCGAGAAGUACUCCCAGCCUGAAUAAAAUGAACCAUGAGGAUUCAGAUGAGUCAUCGGAGGAGGAGGACCUCACAGCCAGCCAGAUCCUGGAACAUUCAGACCUUAUCAUGAACCUCUCCCCCUCCGAGGAGGCCAAUCCUAUCGAGCUGCUCACCACCGCCUGUGACGCCACCCCCGCCGACCCCCACUCCUUCAACCCCAGAAUGGCAACCUUCGAGGCUUCUUUGCCUGAUAUGAACAACCUGCAGAUUUCAGAGGGGUCAAAGGCGGAAGCUGUCCCCGAAGAGGAGGACACCACCGUGCACGAAGAUGAUCUUUCGAGUUCCAUCAAUGAGCUCCCAGCAGCCUUUGAAUGCAGUGACAGCUUCAGCCUGGAUAUGACGGAGGCAGAGGAGAAGGGCACCCGGGGCCUGGACCAGUACACUCUUGCAAGCUUUGGAGAAGGUGACAGGGGUGUGUCUCCCCCUCCCUCGCCCUUCUUCUCGGCCAUCCUGGCUGCCUUUCAGCCCGCCGCCUGUGACGACGCCGAGGAGGCCUGGCGCAGCCACAUUAACCAGCUCAUGUGUGACUCAGAUGGCUCCUGCGCUGUGUACACCUUUCAUGUGUUCUCCUCUCUGUUUAAGAAUAUUCAAAAGAGGUUCUGCUUCCUAACCUGCGAUGCAGCCAGUUACCUUGGAGAUAACCUUCGGGGAAUCGGGUCCAAAUUUGUCAGCUCUUCCCAGAUGCUCACUUCCUGCUCUGAAUGCCCUACGCUGUUUGUGGAUGCCGAGACUCUCCUUUCCUGUGGGCUCCUGGACAAGCUGAAGUUCAGCGUGCUGGAACUGCAGGAGUACCUGGACACCUAUAACAACAGAAAAGAGGCCACGCUCUCGUGGCUUGCCAACUGUAAGGCAACAUUCGCAGGCGGCUCGAGAGAUGGAGUGAUCACCUGCCAGCCCGGGGACUCGGAAGAAAAGCAGCUGGAGCUCUGCCAGAGGCUGUACAAGCUGCAUUUCCAGCUGCUGCUGCUCUACCAGUCCUACUGCAAGCUCAUCGGGCAGGUGCACGAAGUGAGCUCCGUACCAGAGCUGCUCAACAUGUCCAGAGAACUGAGUGACCUGAAGAGGAACCUGAAAGAGGCUACUGCGGCCAUCGCCACGGACCCGCUUUACAUCGAGGGGGCGUGGUCAGAGCCGACCUUCACCUCCACUGAGGCAGCCAUCCAGUCCAUGCUGGAGUGUCUAAAGAACAAUGAACUUGGCAAGGCCCUGCGACAGAUCAAGGAGUGCAGAAGCCUGUGGCCCAAUGACAUCUUUGGAAGCAGUUCUGACGACGAAGUCCAGACACUACUGAAUAUCUACUUCCGUCACCAGACUCUGGGACAAACGGGUACUUAUGCCUUGGUGGGUUCUAACCAGAGCCUGACUGAAAUCUGCACCAAGCUGAUGGAACUGAACAUGGAGAUCCGAGACAUGAUCCGCAGAGCCCAGAGCUACCGGGUCCUCACUGCCUUUCUCCCAGACUCCAGUGUCUCUGGCACUAGUCUCUGACAGGAGCCUCCCGUCCCCCAUGGUUCCCAGGCCCGUGCUGCCAUGCUGGGGCGACGUCAUUCAGUGUCUUCUCAGCCUUCGCAAGGCUUGGACAGAGUGUUCUCCCUCUUGUUACCUGUAGGACUCUUCCUAAAGAAGAUUACCCAGCUUCCAAUGUGUAGCAAUACUGUCCACACAGAGGCAGCCUAGGGCCUUCUGAGACAGACUCGACCCAUCACGCUGUGCGGCUGUCCGUCACUGGGCAGAUGCAACCCACUACUGAAGAAAUGACUUCCGUUGCAUUACCAAAGCUGACCGCGCUGAACGAUACUGUCCUUUCUGGAAAGAGUUUUAGAUUGGCAAAAGUGCAAUGUUUUUCUUCACAUGAAAAAAAAAUUUAUAUUCUAAGACUUGUACAUUCGUUCCCUUUCUCCUAGUUUUUUUUUUUUUUUUUUUGUGGGAUUUUGUUUGUUGUUUUUUUAGUGGGCUGGAAAGGGGGGCAGGCAGAAUGAAGCUGGCCACUGAAAACCUGUAAGACGGUCAAAAGCUGACAGCCUGUGUGCUUGAAAAAGGAAUUGUAAAUGGACUACAACUUAAUGUACACUGUAUCCAAACGAGGCUGCUAUGGAGUACCUUUCUUACGUUGCUAGGCUACUGUUUCUGAAAACCCUGGAUCUCUCUGCACCAGGAAUGAUCCAGAUGGAUUCUUUUAAAGGAUCUAGGCUGCUUUUUACAAGAAGGUUGCUUUAAUGAGCGUUAUUUAUACUACAGAAGAAUGAGUGUCCGUUUGAAUUCACUUUGCCGUUUUGUAGAAAAACAAAUUAUUCACAUGAAUCCCGAGUCCUUUCAUCCACCAUGCAUGCAUCUUUUAGUAGCCAUUUGGAUAGCCAGAAGUAGAGUCCUAAAGGGAAGAUAUGAGUUGCCACUUUAAGAAUAAUGUCAUAUUUUAUUUGUAAUAUAUGUGUAAAGGGCCAUUCUUAAAGUUUCUUCCUUAAAUCCAACGCUGUCAAGUGUUCGAUGUGGGCAUGUGAAUCUGUUGCGCAUCCAGAGCAUAUUCAGAGUUUACCUAUGUAACUUAUUCACUGUGUAAAUACAUUUAAAAUUUUUGUGAUGUAAUCUUGAUUGAUAAUUCUGUUCAGAAUUGCCUUUAGACUAAAAAAAAAAAAGACAAAAUACAUGUUGAUCAUGGAUUUUAUUUCUAGUUAAUUAAAAUAUUUGCCUUUGACACA
Molecule: messenger RNA, 10212 nt
Organism: Peromyscus maniculatus bairdii (prairie deer mouse)
Lineage: Eukaryota; Metazoa; Chordata; Mammalia; Rodentia; Cricetidae
Source: RefSeq, a predicted model, not a curated record